CUCGCAGACACAAACUUGUUCAGCUUCAGAGAAAGAAACAUCGAGCUCUGUGGGACGCGUCACUUCUGUAGAUCAUCAGAUCCGAGGUCUUCGUAUAAAACUAAUAAAAGUGGAGGAAUCUGAAGAUGAAGAUCAUGCCUUAUUUAAAGAUAAAUGAUGGAACUUCAGGUGGAGGAGCGUCGAGCUGUGUGGAGCGCCUCGUUCCUGUGGACCAGCAGAAUGAAGGAGUUCUGGAGAAGCAUUUUAAGGAGGAAGAACCUGGAGAUGAAGACAUCUAUAUGAAGAACGAUAUAAUAAACGUCUUCUACUGCGCCCUGUGUUCACUGUCCUACACAUCUCAGAUUUACCUCCACAAACACAUCAAGAGGUGCCACCACGAGGAAUACGUGAGACUUGUGAAGUCUGGAGUGAUCAAAUAUGAGAAUCUGGUACCAAGAACAAGCUCCAGUAGUAAAGGAACCCCCUCUGAUGGGCUGCAUCCCAAACACACUCGAGGAGGGAAUCGGAAAGACGCUUUUCUCUGCUCUCAGUGUGGAAAGGGCUUCGGUGAGAGGAGUUCCCUCAGGAAACACCAGCUCAUUCACACGGAAAGAAAGCCGUACCAGUGCUCGGAGUGCGGGAAGAGUUUUAAUCGGGAGGAUAACCUCCACCAGCACCAGCGCAUUCACACCGGAGAGAAGCCGUACCAGUGCUCGGUGUGUGGGAAGAGUUUUAAUCUGAGGAGUCACCUUCAGCGCCACCAGCGCACUCACACCGGAGAGAAGCCGUAUCACUGCUCUCAGUGUGGAAAGAGUUUCACCCAACACAGUACUUUCCAAACGCACCAGCGCACUCACACAGGAGAGAAGCCGUACCACUGCUCGGAGUGCGGGAAAAACUUCAUCGCCAUGAGUAAUCUCAUGAAGCACCAGCGCGUUCACACCGGAGACAAACCGUAUUGCUGCACGGACUGCGGGAAGAGCUUCAGUCAGCAGCGCGACCUCCAGCUGCACCAGCACGUUCACACCGGCGAGAAACCCUAUCGCUGCUCCGAGUGCGGAAAAGACUUCAUCGCGAUGAGCAAUCUGAUCAAACACCAGCGCAUUCACACCGGCGAGAACCUGUAUUACUGUUCGGACUGCGGAAAGAGCUUCACCCAGCGGCGCGAUCUUCAGCGACACCGGCUGAUUCACACGGGCGAGAAGCCGUACCGGUGCCCGCAGUGCGGGAAGAGCUUCACGCAGCAGGGGACUCUCCGGACUCAUCGGCGCAUUCACAGCGGAGAGAAGCCCUACGAGUGCGCGCUGUGUGGAAAACGCUUCACGCUGCACAGCAGUCUCCAGACACACCAGCGCAUUCAUACCGGAGAGAAGCCGUUUCAGUGCUCAGAGUGUGGGAAACGUUUCACACAGCAGGGUAAUCUCCAGCGACACCAGCGCAUUCACACGUGAGAGAACAAUAUCGUGCUGAAAGCAUGGACAGUGUUUAUCUAUUCCAGGCCACAGGUGCAUUAAAACCGAUGUUAAAACCAUGUUGCUUAGCUGUUAGUAAUCAGAAGGUUGUCGAUUAAGGCCCCAAGUUGCUUGGCAAGGCCUGUAAUCCUCAGUUGCUCACAUUGUAUUCAUAAUUGUGAGGCAUUUUGAAUAAAAAAAUGCCACAAU
Trichomycterus rosablanca is the source of this 1640-nucleotide messenger RNA. RefSeq names its product zinc finger protein OZF-like. Lineage: Eukaryota; Metazoa; Chordata; Actinopteri; Siluriformes; Trichomycteridae. Gene Ontology annotation, biological process: embryo development; regulation of transcription by RNA polymerase II; urogenital system development. Gene Ontology annotation, molecular function: RNA polymerase II transcription regulatory region sequence-specific DNA binding; DNA-binding transcription factor activity, RNA polymerase II-specific. The transcript has 3 exons. Gene Ontology annotation, cellular component: nucleus. The record is from RefSeq and is a predicted model, not a curated record. Bases 126 to 1430 code for a protein of 434 amino acids.